CCUACUGAGCGCGCGACUGCGCAACUUCCAAGUGUGACGGGACCAUGAGAAAGACAGGACACAUGUUAAAACUGUAUCAAUGGGUUGCCGAUGAAAAAUGUUUCUAUUUAAGUGGAAUUUUUUCUACGGCCAGCGCUAAGCAACGUUUUCCAAACAAUCCAGAGUUGCAAGAAUUACUUUGGCUACCAUUUACCAAAGAAACCAUACUAGUUUAGUGGCGUUAGUUUACCACCCAUCUCCCUUGUGGGUCUAGUUGGGUUGACGAAAAGUGCCAACGCCUUUCAGUCUCUCGGUUACUGGCUGAGGAAGUUCACGCAUCAAUAAAAGCGUUAUUAUUUCGCUAACCUGUGUGCACAGAUUUUUGACACAGGCAUUUUUGACAUAGGCACAGGCACAUUGUUGAAAUGGGUUGCACAAUUAGCGCUGAGGAUAAAGCAGCUGUGGAGAGGAGUAAAAUGAUUGAUCGGAACCUACGAGAAGAUGGAGAGUUAGCAUCCAGAGAAGUUAAACUACUGUUACUUGGUGCAGGAGAAUCCGGGAAAAGCACAAUCGUGAAACAGAUGAAAAUCAUUCAUGAAGAUGGCUACUCAGAAGAAGAGUGUAAGCAGUAUAAAGUGGUGGUCUACAGUAACACAAUUCAGUCCAUCAUAGCCAUCAUCAGAGCCAUGGGGCGCCUAAAGAUCGACUUUGGAGAUUCCAUACGAACGGACGAUGCCCGUCAGCUAUUUGCCCUCGCUAGCUCGACAGAGGAAGGGGUGAUGUCUGUAGAGCUGACCGGCCUGAUCCAGAGACUGUGGAUGGACGGUGGGGUCCAGGCCUGCUUCAUCCGAUCCAGGGAGUACCAACUCAACGACUCUGCCUCAUACUAUCUGAAUGACCUGGAUAGGAUCUCCCAGCAGAGCUAUGUGCCCACCCAGCAGGAUGUCUUGCGGACCCGCGUUAAGACCACCGGCAUUGUAGAGACCCACUUCACCUUCAAAGACCUGUACUUCAAGAUGUUCGACGUGGGUGGCCAGCGUUCAGAGAGGAAAAAGUGGAUCCACUGUUUUGAGGGCGUCACUGCAAUCAUCUUCUGUGUGGCCCUCAGUGACUACGACCUUGUCUUAGCUGAAGACGAGGAGAUGAACCGUAUGCACGAGAGCAUGAAGCUCUUUGACUCCAUUUGCAACAACAAGUGGUUUACAGACACGUCUAUCAUCCUAUUCCUCAACAAGAAGGACCUGUUUGAGGAGAAGAUCUGCCGGAGUUCCCUCAACAUCUGCUACCCAGAGUACUCAGGUGCAAGCACCUAUGAGGAAGCAGCAGCCUACAUCCAAUGCCGGUUUGAGGACCUGAACAGACAGAAGGACUCCAAGGAGGUCUACACCCACUUCACCUGCGCCACGGACACCAAGAAUGUGCAGUUUGUCUUUGACGCCGUCACUGACGUCAUCAUUAAGAUCAAUCUGAAGGAGUGUGGCCUCUGCUGAGGUGCAAGGACCAGCAGGUUUGGUGUGGAGACCUGGGAGUCCAGGCUGAGAAAUGACCCUGGGCAGUCUGCAGUAAAUGAUCUGGAAAGUAAGGAUCAGAGUGUUGGCAUUGCCAUGCUGCACGCGGGACCGGAAUACUGACAAUUGCCUCUUUUAUUUUGCCUUUUUUUUCUCACAAUUUUUCCUGACAGUGGUUCAUAGUCUUGGCUCACACUAAGCGGGGCAAAUCUGUUGGAGAAACUAGUAAAGCAGUCACUGUGGGUUGGUUUGGAGCCUUGACAUGUUCAUGGCUGUGGUGCCAGUAACAGAUUAAAUGCAGAUUAUUCUCAUCCCAGUGCUCACGUCUGCUCACACUCCUUUACACAAGGACCAAAAACAGGAGGCUGAUCAUUACACUGAUGAUCUCUAUACCAUGACAAGUUUGUGCAUGUUUUGCACCAAUAUGAUGCUUGUACUUGAUAAUUUUUGUCCUUUAAAAGCCUUUAUAAAGUAUUUGUAGAUGAAUGUUUGUACAGUUAUUUAUACAGUAAAUUGUAUAAAUAAUCCCUAUACAUUAUUAGAAAACAUUAUGAGGGUAGCCAGCUGAUCAAAUGGUAUUUUCGUGUCCCCACAAACUUGACCAAUAUCUGCUAUCUUUUUACAAAUCCAUUUGUUUGUAAAAAUCGAGUUAGUUUCAUACUUUCGUAAAUGGCUUAUAAUGGAUAGUGAUUAUAAAGUGUUUAACCGAAGUAUGUUUUAUUAUUUCUUCGGUGGUUGGGAUUCCAACUCGCAAUGUAUUUUUUUUAAUACCCAAUCAGACCAUGUCUAAAGAUGGGACCCUUGGUUUUAGAUGUCUUUAGAAUUUUAGAAUGCACUUGGAAAAAAAAAACACCUAACCGUUGUGUGAAUGCUAUAAUGUAUGUAUUGAUAGGAAAUUAAUUUUAAUUCAUUUUAUGUACAUUAGUUUUAACCUGUUAGGUGUGGGAUUUUAAAGUGGUUUUAUGAAUUCAGUUAUAUUUUACCCUCCUUGCUAUUUACAAUUAGAAAAGGACCACAUUCUUAUAGAACACUAUUUUUAUAAUUUGGGUGCAAUGCUCACUAUAAAGCACAAUUUUGUGUGGAAAACUUUAAAGUAAGAUCUGUGUGGAUGAAUGUGAAUAUUCCCUCAACACUUUAGAUAAAUCUAGCCGUAGGAAAUAGUUUGACAGUCACUGCUUCAUAUUUGAAAAAGAUUUGUUUUACAAAGAGGAUUGUUACAAUAGGAGUCAUUGUGAUCAUGCUUCAAGGCUCAUAGCCCAUAAAGUACCAUGCCUACAUGUUCAAAAUAAUGUUGCCAAGUAGCAUCCCAAAAAUGUGAUAACACUAACAUAACUUCCUUUUCAGAAGCAAACUUUGCAUUCCUACAGAUGAUAUUCAACUUAAUUUGACUUUGCACAGAUUGGAUUGUUCAUCUAACACUAUUAAAUGAUGGCACAAAGAUCUUAGCUCUUCCAUCAUUUGUUCCUGUCCCUCUCACAGCAACCAAAUCACCAGUGGAAAUAUCCAUGUUUUGUGAUUCUGUUGUGUUCCCACUCAGCUUAACCUUUUGGGCUGGACCCACAGCAAGGUAAAGCCCUCUCACCCAAAUGGAGUAGACAAGCAGGUCAUGCAGAAUAGGAACAGUAGUGCAGGCCUCUGUGACGCAACUUCCUGUUUCAGCUGCACUCCAAGCGCUGUCCCAUCCAUACCGCUCUGGACCCCACAGAAAUACACUACUGAAAGAUACUGUCUAUGGACUUGUUUUGCAUGCAACCUCUGCUUUCUUGU
This is a messenger RNA of Hypomesus transpacificus, 3254 nucleotides long. RefSeq names its product guanine nucleotide binding protein (G protein), alpha inhibiting activity polypeptide 3 (gene gnai3). The transcript is spliced from 9 exons. Bases 405 to 1469 code for a protein of 354 amino acids. Gene Ontology annotation, biological process: adenylate cyclase-modulating G protein-coupled receptor signaling pathway. The record is from RefSeq and is a predicted model, not a curated record. NCBI's taxonomy places the organism in Eukaryota, Metazoa, Chordata, Actinopteri, Osmeriformes, Osmeridae. Gene Ontology annotation, cellular component: heterotrimeric G-protein complex. Gene Ontology annotation, molecular function: GTP binding; G-protein beta/gamma-subunit complex binding; G protein-coupled receptor binding.